Molecule: messenger RNA, 1679 nt
Organism: Sphaerulina musiva SO2202
Lineage: Eukaryota; Fungi; Ascomycota; Dothideomycetes; Mycosphaerellales; Mycosphaerellaceae
Product: ribosomal protein L1
Exons: 1
Coding region: 1-1311 (436 amino acids)
Cellular component (GO): 90S preribosome
Source: RefSeq, a predicted model, not a curated record
AUGGCGCCCUCCAGAGUUCUCACCAAAAAGGUCCAUACCGAAAUCGCGGUCCCAGCGAGUAGCUCACCAUACCAACUUGUCCCUUCGCAAACGCUCAAAGCAUCGACAGCUCUUCUCAAGAAGAUCAACUCCGACGCUGCCGCGAAAACGUCCUCUCUAGAGAAGACAAAUCUUCUUGCAGAUGCAGACGACGGCGAGGAAGUCGACGAGGACGUUCCAGUCUGGCUGAUCUUGACCACGAAGAAGCACAUUGUCGACAAGAAGCGCCUGAAGCCAGGCAAGAUUGUCCUGCACACCCCGAUCCGCAGCGUAGACGAGGAAGGUCUGAGAAUAUGUCUCAUCACCGCCGAUCCACAGAGGCAAUAUAAGGACCUCGUCGCCGAGGCUUCAUUCCCGUUGGAUGUUGGGAAGAGAAUCGCGCGUGUGAUUGGUCUGGAGAAGCUUAAGACGAAGUACAAGAGCUACGAGUCAAAGAGACAGCUGUUCUCCGAGUACGACGUCUUUCUCGCAGACGAUCGCAUCAUCACAUACUUGCCGUCCGUGCUUGGCAAGGUCUUCUACAAGGGUGGUUCGAAGCGACCGAUACCAGUUUCGCUCGAGGGCAAGAAGCAAAACAUUCUUGAGAACGGCGAAAAGAGAAAGAAGCUCUCUGAGGGUGGCAGCAAAGUUGAAAAGAAAGACGUCAGACCUGAAGACAUCGCACAUGAGGUCACAAAAGCGCUUGGCUCUGCCCUCGUCCAUCUUGCGCCUUCGACCACGACUGCGAUCAAGGUUGGCAAAGCCAGCAUGACGCCGGAACAAGUGCAGGCUAAUAUUGAAGCCGUGGUAGCCGGUAUGGUGGAGAAAUACGUCCCGCAGCAAUGGAAGAAUGUGCGAGCUGUGCAUAUCAAGGGACCGGAAACUGCUGCUCUGCCAAUCUGGCUCGCCGAAGAGCUGUGGGCUGAUGAAGCUGAUGUGCUGGAAGAGGCACCUACGAAAGAGAACCCAGGCAAGAAGCGCAAGCGCAGCGCUUUCGCCCUCACUGAUGCCAAUGGAACCGAAUAUGUGGAGGUUCCUGGACCUGAUGGCAAGAUGCGCAAGAUUGAGAAGAAGAGCAAGGGUUCCCAAGCUGAAAUUGAGGAUGAGUCUACUCUGUCUAAGAAGUCCAAGACUGAGACCAAAGAGGAGCUUGAGGCGAAGGAGAGCGAUAAGGCCGAAAAGGCUGCCAGGAAGGAGGCAUUGAAGAGGCAGAAGGCUGCUGCGUCGGAGAAGAUGAAAGUCGCCGUCAACGGAGAUUUGAAGAAGAGCAAGAAGGUAAAGUCGAAAGUGUAAUUUGUUACGGAGCUCGCUCACAAUCUGCGGUCGAAUCUGUCUUCUGACACAUGCACCGCACAAGAUUAUCGUGGGAGCGAAGCACAUUUGGGUGGUAAGAGGCUCUGUAUAGCACUUUUGGACUUCUGCAUUUGGCAGGAUGAAAAGCAAGGUCCGCAAGACCCCUCAAGCAUGGCUUGGCUUUGGGCAUCGCAGUUUUGCGUGCCUUAAUAUCUCUCCUCGCGACCUUCCUACUGCCGGGUACAUGUCGUCGGUCAAUCCGCUGCGCUGCAACGGAUGUUAGACGUGUCUGUCCAUUCUGGUGAGUUCGUUCUGGUUGGAGGAGAAAGCAGUUAUAGGCAGACUCUGCUGUGUUCGGACGCGUGCAG